UGGGUAGUUUAUAAAUCCAUACAAGCUACCGUGGCAUUAAAGAACCAAGACUCUCGAUUCAUUACCAUCGCCAUGCCCAGUUCCUUGAUGACAUGGAAAGGGAAAAGCCCAUCUGGUUCACCACUCAACAACUAAGAAUAUCCACAGAUAACUUCAACCACAUAUUGGGUUCAGGCGCAUUUGGCAUAGUUUACAAGGGAGUCAUCGGCAACAACCGGCAUGUGGCCGUGAAAGUACUAAAUGGGACCUCUAACCAGCAAAUUGAGGAGCAAUUUAUGGCAGAAAUGAGCACCAUGGGAAGAACACACCACUUUAAUCUUGUUAGGCUUUAUGGGUUUUGCUUUGAACCAAGUUUAAUAGCUCUUGUAUAUGAGUUCAUGGUUAAUGGCUCAUUGGAUAAGCAUUUGUUUAAAGCAAACCCAGGUGAAAUGAUAGGGUUUGACAUGCUUCAGGAGAUUGCGUUGGGAACUGCAAGAGGCAUCAGAUACUUGCAUGAAGAAUGUGCUGAUCAUAAAAUAAUUCACUAUGAUAUUAAGCCAGGAAACAUAUUACUGGACUCAAAUUUUUGUGCAAAAGUAGCUGAUUUCGGUUUGGCCAAACUUUGCAAUAGGGACAACACCCAUAUAACCAUGACAAGGGGACGUGGUACCCCAGGCUAUGCUGCCCCUGAGAUCUGGAUGCCUCUUCCAGUUACACACAAAUGUGAUGUUUAUAGUUUCGGGAUGCUACUUUUUGAGAUCAUUGGCCGGAGGAGGAGGAACACUGACAUUAAUAACUCUAGUGAUAUCCGACAGUGGUUCCCGGUAUGGGCUUGGGACAAGUACGAAACAAACCAAAUGAGAGAUUUGAUGGGAGAUUGUGAGAUUGAAGAAAAGGAUAAUGAAGUCGUGGAGAGGAUGCUGAAGGUGGCUCUUUGUUGUGUUCAGUAUCGGUCUGAGAUUAGGCCAGUGAUGAGCAUGGUUGUUAAAAUGUUGGAAGGUGUCAUAGAGGUCCCUAACCCUUUAAAUCCGUUUACACAUUUAUUUUCAGAGAAUGAUGAAUCUAAUGAUUUCUACGGCCAAAUGGCACUGAAUGUCGGUGGUUCAGACUAGUCUUCGUUUGAAGUUGUAACAAGAUCUAGUGAAAUCAUGGAGACGCCACUUAUGAGAAGAUAUGAGAUUACAAGUGCAUCUGAAUAACCAUGUGAAACGCGAACAAAACAACAUAUUUUGUUUCGAAAAUAAGAUGCUUCUUGAUAGAGGCCGAUUCGAGAUGGCUAAUCUCCCAGGAGACCCGUUGAGUGGGUUAGGCUCCAAGAACUAGAUAAGAGAAACAAACAAUACUUUUUUCAAUAAUUUU
Molecule: messenger RNA, 1338 nt
Organism: Helianthus annuus (common sunflower)
Lineage: Eukaryota; Viridiplantae; Streptophyta; Magnoliopsida; Asterales; Asteraceae
Product: G-type lectin S-receptor-like serine/threonine-protein kinase At1g34300
Exons: 1
Coding region: 93-1091 (332 amino acids)
Biological process (GO): protein phosphorylation
Molecular function (GO): ATP binding; protein kinase activity
Source: RefSeq, a predicted model, not a curated record